GAUCAUGAUCUAGGAUUAUUACAUUAUCAGAACAAAUGGAUGAGUAUUUUACUUGAGAAAGAAUACUUGACUGAACUGAGAAUAUUUGAUUUUGAAAUGUACCCAGAAUUUUGGAGAAUAAUACCAGAGGAGGGUUUGGAUUUUGAAACAACUCAAAGUUAUUAUGAUGGAUUCUUUCCAUCCAAAUCAUAUGGUUGCAUGCCAAAAUGGACACAUCCAGGAUGUAUUGCACCAAAAGGAAGUAAACAGUAG
This is a messenger RNA of Entrophospora candida, 252 nucleotides long. NCBI's taxonomy places the organism in Eukaryota, Fungi, Glomeromycota, Glomeromycetes, Entrophosporales, Entrophosporaceae. The record is from the annotation of a GenBank genome assembly.